This is a messenger RNA of Abrus precatorius (Indian licorice), 510 nucleotides long. RefSeq lists its product as uncharacterized. Gene Ontology annotation, molecular function: 5S rRNA binding; structural constituent of ribosome. Bases 46 to 417 code for a protein of 123 amino acids. Gene Ontology annotation, biological process: translation. Gene Ontology annotation, cellular component: ribosome. NCBI's taxonomy places the organism in Eukaryota, Viridiplantae, Streptophyta, Magnoliopsida, Fabales, Fabaceae. The transcript has a single exon. The record is from RefSeq and is a predicted model, not a curated record.
UUCAUACGAAAAAGAAGAGGAAAUUAGGAAGGUGGAAGUGAUGAAAUGGGUGGCGCGUACCAUAACCACCACCACCACGUGUUGCAGGUGGUGUUGUCGUGCCGGAAGAUCACAGCGCAGGUCACAAACACCACCACUUCAUCCAUCAUAGCCAUGGCUUCCUCUUCCGAGCAGGAAUUCGUCGCCUACCACCGUUCCAAGCUCAAUCGCUUCCCCAGAUCCCACCGUUUCUGGGACGCUAAAGUCGCCUCUCGCGUCGGCGAAAAGCUAGGGCUCCGUCUCCGAGAAAUUGGCGUCACCGGCGUCCAAAUCGACCCUCUCGAGGAACAAUCACGCCCCGUUCAUUAUCGCCUCAUGCUCUCCCCCUUGUUCCAUUCCGUCAAACGCGCCGGCGUCGAGGUUUCCGGCGUUGACUAAUUCAAUUGCUUUUUCGGCCUCCCUCCUGUAAGUUUCAUUUUUGAGGAUUUUCCAUUUUUUUGCCAAUUCUUCACACUCAAUAAAAUUUUGACU